AAGGAACAACUCGCAGUUAAAGAGAAAGAAUUGAAUGACAAAUCAAUUGAAUUAGAUAAUCUUCAAGGUAAAAUGGACGAAUCUUUUCAGACAUCUGAGAAACAGAUGCAAGAACUUACAACUGUUUGUGAAGAUCUAAAGGAACAACUCGCAGUUAAAGAAAAGAAUUGAAUGACAAAUCAAUUGAAUUAGAUAAUCUUCAAGGUAAAAUGGACGAGUCUUGUGAGAUAUCUGAGAAACAGAUGCAAGAACUUACAACUGUUUGUGAAGAUCUAAAGGAACAACUCGCAGUUAAAGAGAAAGAAUUGAAUGACAAAUCAAUUGAAUUUGAUAAUCUUCAAGGUAAAAUGGACGAAUCUUUUCAGACAUCUGAGAAACAGAUGCAAGAACUUACAACUGUUUGUGAAGAUCUAAAGGAACAACUCGCAGUUAAAGAAAAAGAAUUGAAUGACAAAUCAAUUGAAUUAGAUAAUCUUCAAGGUAAAAUGGACGAAUCUUUUCAGACAUCUGAGAAACAGAUGCAAGAACUUACAACUGUUUGUGAAGAUCUAAAGGAACAACUCGCAGUUAAAGAAAAGAAUUGAAUGACAAAUCAAUUGAAUUAGAUAAUCUUCAAGGUAAAAUGGACGAAUCUUUUCAGACAUCUGAGAAACAGAUGCAAGAACUUACAACUGUUUGUGAAGAUCUAAAGGAACAACUCGCAGUUAAAGAGAAAGAAUUGAAUGACCAAUCAAUUGAAUUAGAUAAUCUUCAAGGUAAAAUGGACGAAUCUUUUCAGAUAUCUG
This is a messenger RNA of Xenia sp. Carnegie-2017, 785 nucleotides long. Its product is annotated as interaptin-like. Lineage: Eukaryota; Metazoa; Cnidaria; Anthozoa; Malacalcyonacea; Xeniidae. The record is from RefSeq and is a predicted model, not a curated record. The transcript has a single exon. The coding region runs from base 210 to 584 and encodes 124 amino acids.